AUGCAGCUGCCUCCGGUGGAUGUCCUGUUGGGUUGGCCGACUCCGAAUUACAUCGACCCGGAAACGCGCGGCCCUGCGCUCCUCAUCGUCAACAGCAUCCUCAUCGCACUAACCAUCCUCGUUGUGAUUGCGCUGAUCAAGAGGUGGUUCGGUAUUGACGAUAUCUUCAUCCUCUUUGCGCUGCUCUUCACCUGCGGCCUCACUGCUGUCGUUCUCCUGGCAAACCUCCGAUAUGGAUGGGAUAGGUAA
Alternaria conjuncta is the source of this 249-nucleotide messenger RNA. RefSeq lists its product as uncharacterized. The transcript is spliced from 2 exons. NCBI's taxonomy places the organism in Eukaryota, Fungi, Ascomycota, Dothideomycetes, Pleosporales, Pleosporaceae. Bases 1 to 249 code for a protein of 82 amino acids. The record is from RefSeq and is a predicted model, not a curated record.